Corvus hawaiiensis (hawaiian crow) is the source of this 2974-nucleotide messenger RNA. RefSeq names its product early growth response 3 (gene EGR3). Gene Ontology annotation, biological process: regulation of transcription by RNA polymerase II. Gene Ontology annotation, molecular function: DNA-binding transcription factor activity, RNA polymerase II-specific; RNA polymerase II cis-regulatory region sequence-specific DNA binding. NCBI's taxonomy places the organism in Eukaryota, Metazoa, Chordata, Aves, Passeriformes, Corvidae. The record is from RefSeq and is a predicted model, not a curated record. The transcript is spliced from 2 exons. Bases 136 to 1329 code for a protein of 397 amino acids.
UCCUCCUCCCCCCCGCCGCCCCCGCCCCAACUUUUCUUCUUGCAUGAUUUCCCUCGCACGGAUUUGCCACUCGGAUGUUGUUUCCUCGGGAGCUGAGCUCGGAGCCACGUUGAACCAGCCUUUUCCUCCAGUGCUAUGACAGGCAAACUACUGGAGAAGCUGCCGGGGACCAUGAACACUUUGAUGAACCAAUUGCCUGACAAUCUGUACCCAGAGGAGAUCCCCAACUCUUUGAAUAUCUUCUCCAGCACCAGCGACUCGGUGGCUCACUACAACCAGAUGGCUGCAGAUAAUGUUAUGGACAUUGGCUUAGCGAACGAAAAGGCCGGUCAGGAAUUGUCCUCCUACUCGGGCACUUUUCAACCCGCCCCGGGCAACAAGACUGUCACCUACCUGGGGAAAUUCGCUUUCGACUCGCCCUCCAACUGGUGCCAGGACAACAUCAUCAGCCUGAUGAGCGCCGGCAUCCUGGGGGUGCCGCCGUCCUCGGGCGCGCUCACCAGCACGCAGAGCACGGCGGGCAGCAUGGGGCCGCCGCAGGGCGAGGUGGACCAGAUGUACCCUGCGCUGCCACCCUACUCCUCCUGCAGUGACCUCUACCCAGAGCCCGUCUCCUUCCACGACCCCCAGAGCAACCCCGGCCUCACCUACUCCCCUCAGGAUUACCAGGCGGCCAAGCCCGCCUUGGACAGCAACCUCUUCCCCAUGAUCCCAGACUAUAACCUCUACCACCACCCCAACGACAUGGGCACCAUCACGGAGCACAAACCCUUCCAGAGCUUGGACCCCAUCCGCGUCAACCCGCCCCCCAUAACCCCGCUGGAGACCAUCAAGGCCUUCAAGGACAAGCAGAUCCACCCGGGUUUCGGGGGGCUGCCGCAGCCGCCCCUCACCCUCAAGCCCAUCCGACCCCGCAAGUAUCCCAACCGGCCCAGCAAGACGCCGCUCCACGAGCGGCCCCACGCCUGCCCCGCCGAGGGUUGCGACCGCCGCUUCUCCCGCUCCGACGAGCUCACCCGCCACCUCCGCAUCCACACGGGCCACAAGCCCUUCCAGUGCCGCAUCUGCAUGCGGAGCUUCAGCCGCAGCGACCACCUCACCACCCACAUCCGCACCCACACCGGCGAGAAGCCCUUCGCCUGCGAGUUCUGCGGCCGCAAGUUCGCCCGCUCCGACGAGCGCAAGCGGCACGCCAAGAUCCACCUCAAGCAGAAGGAGAAGAAGGCCGAGAAGGGCUCGGGCGGGCAGCCCCCCGCCGCGCCCCCCACUGCCACCGCCACCACCUCGCCCCCCGUCGCCCUCGCCCCUGCCGUCACCACGUGCGCUUGAGGGAUUGUGGGGGGCGGCGCGGUGGCACCCCUUCUCCUCCCCUUGCCCUCGGCACCGCUCCGGGGGGAACCCCGCGGUGUUCAGGAUACCGGGGUUGUGCUGCGACGGGUCCGCUCUGCCCGCACCCGGAUUGACCGGGUCCAGGCUGCCCGCACCUGGAUCCUGCCUGCACUUGGAUCGACGGGACCCGCACUGCCCGCACCCGGAUUGCCCGGACUCGCGCUGCCCGCGCUGGGAUUGCCCGCACCACCUGGAUCCCGGCUGCCUGCUCUCGCACCUUCCACAUCCCGGCUGCUUCCACCUGCACCGCCCGGGGCCGGGCCGCCCGCACUGCCUGGAUCCCGGCUGCCAGCUCCCGCAACUCCCGGAUCCCGGCUGCCCACACCCGCACCUCCCGGGGCCGGGCUGUCCGCACCCUCCUGGCCCGGCUCUCCCGGAUCCCUGCUGCCCGCACCCUGUGUCCCGGAUCCCUGCUCCCGCACCUGGAUUACUCGCACCGCCCGGAUCCCGGCUGGAUUGCCCCAUCCCGACUUUCCCGGCUCCGACUCUCCCGCACCCCACUGCCCUCACCCGGCACGUCCCGGGUCCAUCCCGCUCGGCCCGGCUCCGGGCUGCCCGCGCGGCGGAUCCCGGGAAUAAUCCCGGCUGACCUGGAUGCCAGGGCUCGGUCCGACCCGCCCGCCCUGCCGGGGCUGGGUGCUCCAGGAUCGGGCCCCUCCCCGGUCCCGUCCUGCCCGGCUGCCCCGGGGCUGGGCGCUCCAGGAUCCGUGAGAGGAUGGCUGGAUGGAUGGAUGGAUGGAUGGAUGGAUGGAUGGAUGGAUGGACGGACGGAUGGAUGGAAGGAGCCGAUCCGGCUCCUCUCCUCUCCUCUCUGGGCCUGGAGCCCCCGUUCCCCCCCUGCCCCGUGUCCCCCCCGUGUCCCCAAGCACCGGCUCCCCGUGUUGGAGGUAAGAGGGCUCGGCCCCCCAAGCCGGGCUGGCGGGGCGGGGAGCGGCUCUGCGGGUCCCCCCAACUCUGGGGGGCGGCGGGGAGCGAUGUCCCGGCAGCAGCUUUUGGGUUUGUUUUCUUAUUUUUGUUUUCUUUUCCUUUUUAUUAUUUUUGUUUGUUUGUUUGUUUUCAGCAGACGGGAAAUUCUUUACAGAAAUACAGGAAAAAAAAAAAAAAGCACCCCAAUAUUUUGCUGAAUACUUUUUAUAAUGUGAGAUAUUUUUAUUUUAUUUUAUUUGGUCACUUUAAAACAACCACCCAACUACGGAGGAGAAAAAUCAAUUAGUCCUCUAUUUUAUUAUUUUAUUAUUUUUUUUCUUUCUCCUUCUGGUAUGUGCAUGUCAUUGCAUGACUGCUCUGAUUUUUUUCUUCUUUUGUUUUAAUAAAACUGUGCUCAGACAUUUAAGCUAAACUAAGCAAAAAUAAUAAUGACUUAAAAAGAAAAAAAAAUCUUUGUUGCCAAAAGGUCGUGCUAUCCAGGUUUGAUGUCUGCAUGUGAAAAAAAAACCACAAAAAAACACAUUAAAAACGUACAAAAAAUAAAGAGGAAGAAUGCAGUCUAAUUUAUGUGAACUGAAAGGAACAAAAAAAAAAAAAAACAAACAAACCACAAUCAGGUUUAACCACACAAACCUAAGGGAAUGAUAUUUUUUGAAAG